Molecule: messenger RNA, 378 nt
Organism: Cylicostephanus goldi
Lineage: Eukaryota; Metazoa; Nematoda; Chromadorea; Rhabditida; Strongylidae
Source: the annotation of a GenBank genome assembly
AGAUUUAAGGCUGUCGAAAACCCAAAACCAGCUGAGAUUUUUGACGUCUUGUCUGCUACCGGUUUGAAUCCAGUACUUGACCGAGGAAAACUUCAUCCACGCGAACAAGAUCGGGAACCCGAGAAUCGAGGUCGCGUUCGAGUUCAGUUGAAAAACGAUGACGGAACUCCCAAGAAUAAGGACUAUCCAACCCGUAAGCUCUACUUUGCCAACUACUAUCCAUUUCUUCUUUUUUUAUGCUAUCAUCUCCCAGGUACUGCUUUGCUGAAGUAUGUCGCCACUAUGAUCCCCAAGUUGAAAACACGGCAACCUGGGUACACGGCUACCACAGCCGGUGCAGGACCUUCGACAGCUAAGAAGAAUAAGAAGAAGAAGUAG